Crotalus tigris (Tiger rattlesnake) is the source of this 1250-nucleotide messenger RNA. RefSeq lists its product as uncharacterized. The record is from RefSeq and is a predicted model, not a curated record. Gene Ontology annotation, cellular component: membrane. Lineage: Eukaryota; Metazoa; Chordata; Lepidosauria; Squamata; Viperidae. The coding region runs from base 14 to 835 and encodes 273 amino acids. The transcript is spliced from 4 exons.
GCAACAGAGAGCUAUGAAGAGAGCUGUGGUAAUAUUAGUAAGUGUGACAUUUGCUGGGCAGAAUGUGAGUUCCUAUUCUUCUGCAAUACCAACAGGCAAACUUUUUUUGUUUGCCCAUAUGCUUGGUACAAAAGGCAAAAAAAUAAUGGGUACAUACUCAGCUGUGCAUCAGGAGAUCCCCAAAUGUUACCUCUGGGCAAUGCCCUUUCUUCUGAUCUCUCUCACGUUAGUGCUUUAUGCUGGUGUUUCUAAUGCCACACAGGAGAAUACAGCCACUUCAAGCAAUUCCUCUUUCCAUCCAAUAGAGUUUUGGAUGAACACAAUGACUGCUGAACCAUGGCAACCAUUUCUGUCUCAGACUCCAGAAAAAGAGAAAGCCAAGGAGGGUGAAACAGUGGUCUUUGGAUGCCAGUAUCACAGUCCCCAAGGAUCGUCUUUGAAUAACCUCACAGUGAAGUGGUAUAAGCGGGAUGGAAAAGGACAGAAGGAUGUCAUGGAAAAUAAUGUCACUGCCCUGGAAAACAACACUAGAAUUUUCAUGGCUGGGAAUUUAUCAGAAGGUGAUGCUUCACUGACUAUCUUAAAAGUGACAGCCAGUGAUCAUGGCACUUAUUACUGCCAAGUGAUUCUUUCCAGUGGUGAUGUGGUGACCGGCGAUGGCACAAAACUUAGAAUCCAGAGAGCACUAGGAUGGCUUGGUAUAGAAGAAUCGAUUGGAACAAUCAUUGGUGUGGUGGCUGCUGGUAUUGGAGCCCUGAUAGUUCUGAUUGUAGUCUUAACUCCUCGACUGCGAAAGUGUCUUCCAUGUGCUAAAGCAACAGCCCAUGAAGCAUAAUUUGGAGCACUGGACUAAAGAAUAAUAUCAAUUAUAUCAAGUAUUACAUAGUUAAUCAAUGGGAGAAAAACUAUAUGUUCAUAUAUUUUAUUUUUUAAAAUAGAAUAAAAGGUUUUAGCAUUAUUUUAGAUCAUAUGUUUUUUUAAAAAAAUAUGAAGUUUAUUCAUAGAAUGAGUGUAUGAAAACAAGUUUAUACUUUUAGAUUAAUUUUAAUCAAUGACCUACUUGUCAGUAUGGAUGAAAACAUAAUGGCCUUUCAACUCAAUAUAAGUUAAUUAUAUUACUGACUUUGAAAAACUGAAGACUGGGAAACCAAGUAAGUGGUUUGAGAGGAAAAAGACAGAAGAUGGAGGAAGGAAUAAGGACUGCAUCCCUACGACUUCUCUUCAGGGUAUCCCCUCCUGCCAUUGCAUUU